CCCUCCGAUCCUAAAUAUAAGUCUUUUUGGAGAUUCCUAAGGGACUAUAUACAGAGCAAAAUGAGUGAAUCUAUGCUUUAAAAUAUGUCUAUAUACAUCUGUAUGUAGUUUCUGUUGAAAUCUUUAAAAAGACAUGUAUUUAGAAAUGGGGGAGUACAUUCGAGCCACUGUCGUGCUAUAUUCACAAUAUUAAUAAUCAGGUCUCAACAUUAAUAAUCAUGUAUUGAACAGUCAAAAUUAUGUUAUGGUACAGUAACUCAAAAUCUGCUGCCGGCACUAAAUGUCAUGGUUUUACCGCAAAGUUUUUCAUUUGAAAACUUCACUAUAGUAACUGUUGUACCCUGGAAAUCUGGGGAUGUUCUGUAAACAGGGCUAUGGGUACCCAUGAUGGGCAUGGUAAUGAUAAUUAGUACUCCGUAUCACAGUACUAGUAGAUGAUCUCGAGAUUCUGAUACAGCAAAUGGCGACAGUAUCAUGCCAUAUCCACUCAGACAAUCCCCAUCACAAACCCAUUUCACUCGCUUUUGCAAAGUAGGAGGGCACCAAAGUGUCCAUAGGCAGCAACAACUCUACCCCGGUUUCAGCUAAAGACAAGGCGAGCACGGCUAAUCCAGCUACAAUACACGAAGCUACAGAGAGUAGCUACCCAAUGAUGCCCGCGUUCAUGAGUGCCAUGCCGAUCUUGACGACAAGGUAAAGAAAGGCCAAGGAAACCAAAUCCCCAAAAAAUGUUUGCCCUCGAUCAAGGCAUGAUCCAUCCUUCCUAACCAUCACUGUCAAUCUAGCUACUAGCUCUAGGUGGCCACUUUCACGAACUAUCAGGGUACUUAAAGCGGCGUCAGCAUUCAGUAGGCAGUAGCCGCCGCCUCUUUUUCGGCUUAAAAACUGCCCUGAGGACACCCAAUCCCAUGAGGCUAAGCUAGCGUUAGCACAGCAAUCAACCAAUGGCAUGCACAACAAAUGCAAUUUCAAAUCCCAGUGAGGCUUGGCAAAUCAGCAUGGGAAUCUUGAGCAGAUGAUAUUCAGGCUACCUAGCUAGCUAGGCCCAGAGGCCAUGAGGCUACUGAAGAAUCAAGUUCAAAUAGUGCUAACUAAACAAAACCCAUGCUUAGCAACACCUUUCAUGGUUUCAUUCAAAACCACACCCACCACUCCACUACUCCAUGUAGUUAGUACUUAGUAGUACCAAUCACUAGUUAAUCGCGGCUUCGGUAUUCGCGUGACCGAGCUGGUUAAACAAAUCCCAUGUGGCGCGGCCGAGUGGAGCUCACGUGAGGCGCCAUUAAACUAGCUGAUCAUCAGCUCACGGCCCCAGAAAGAAAGGCAGGGAGGGGAGGUUAAACAAGGCCGGGAGCUCCAGGAACUAUAGAUUCUUCCCGUGGGAUGCCAUGCGAGGACCAAGGCAAGGAGGAGGAGGAGGGAGGGGGACAGGACGGACGCAGGUAUUAAAAUUCAGAGCCGUGUAAAUCUCCUGUCCUUUGACCUGCGAGCUGUCUUCGCUCCAAUGCCCUUGAUCGGCUAUAUAUAUGCACCGAACAUACAUAGACACUCAGGUGCAGCAGGUUAGCUGGAUUGAGGUGAGAAUCAGUUGAGAGGAGCAGAGCGCGCAACGGGUGUGGAGAAGGCAUGAGGUUGCUAGGUGGGAUUGUGAGGCUUGUUGCUCUGGUGUUGAUGUUGGUCGUCGGUUCGUCGGUUCACCAGGCGGUGGGAGUUGGUGCUAUCAGGCUGCACGACAGAAGGACGCACGGGGAGCAGUGGGCGGAGGAGAGGAUGCAGAUGAGGUCCUACAUGACCAUGGACUACACCCGCGUCAAGCGCCGCACGCCCAAGCACAACUGAUUCAGCUAUAGCUAGCUAGAAGAAAGCCUCUUGUCUCCGGGCUCUGGCUCCUUCAGCAGCGACCGUCUGCUCAAAUGUGUUAGCAGGGGAAGCUCUGGAUUCAGCUAGCGAUCGAGAAGAAGCUCUCAGCUCCCCUAAUCCUCCUUCUUACUUCUUUAGUAGUAUGUGUGUGUAUGUAUGCGUCCGGCGUGCAGAUCCAUCUGUGCACGCAAAUUUUGCCCCCUGACCAAAUGUUAUUACUACUAGCUUGAUUAAUUUAGGAUAUAUACUUACGCAGUUAUUAUGGUAGCACUAGCAGUGUUCAUCUUUCAGUUACACUUUUGUAAGAAGGUACUGUAGUAAUGUGGAUUCGUUUGGUGAAGUCCUGGUUAUUUCCCCUGUAAGUGAGGAGUGAUCAUGCACUACUGUAACAUCUCAAUCGUAAUGGAACCAGACGAGC
Messenger RNA from Triticum aestivum (bread wheat), 2278 nucleotides. RefSeq lists its product as uncharacterized. The record is from RefSeq and is a predicted model, not a curated record. The transcript is spliced from 2 exons. NCBI's taxonomy places the organism in Eukaryota, Viridiplantae, Streptophyta, Magnoliopsida, Poales, Poaceae. The coding region runs from base 1627 to 1839 and encodes 70 amino acids.